AUGAAGACCUUGACUCAGUCAUUGGCCAAGGCAUCGGCUGUUAUCGAGAAGACCGUGCAGAACACGGUGCAAGAAGUGACCGGUAUACCUAAGCCGAUGCAGGACUACGACCUCAUCGAUCAGAUUGGCACCGCCGGCCCGGGCCUUGUCUGGAAAUUGUACUCAGCCAAGUCCCGCGAUGGCCAUCUGCCGGCCGUCUAUCCUACGGUUUGUGUUUGGGUAUUGGAUAAGAAAGCACUCUCAGAGGCUUGGCAGCGAGCUGGGCUGCCGAAAGCCGCUGAGGAUGCUUUUCUAGAUGUGAUUGGAGCUGAUGCAGCCCGGCUAGUGAGGCUGAGGCACCCUGGCGUGGUUCACGUCGUACAGGGGCUCGAUGAAAGCAAGAAUGCCUUGGCUAUGGUCAUGGAGCCGCUCUUUGCAUCGGCGGCUAAUGCGCUGGGGAAUGUGGAGAACAUUUCGAAGGUGCCUAAGGAGCUUAAGGGGAUGGAAAUGGGAUUGUUGGAGGUGAAGCAUGGUCUGCUUCAGACUGCAGAGACAUUGGACUUCCUUCAUAAUAAUGCCCGGCUCAUCCAUAGAGCUUUAUCGCCUGAGUCUACUUACCUAACCAGUGAAGCUUUCUCCACUAUUCUAAGGGAUCUGGUUCCAGAUUUGCAAAAAAUGCUAUCGGCAAAUGAGACUUCACGACCAACAGCAAUAGAUUUUACAGGUUUGCCUUUCUUCCGUCAGGAUACUAGGUUGCGAGCACUUCGCUUCCUUGAUCACAUGCUUGAGAGAGAUAACAUGCAAAAAUCUGAGGUUCUGAAAGCAUUAGCGGACAUGUGGAAGGAUUUUGAUUCUCGUGCUUUGCGAUAUAAGGUCCUACCCCCACUUUGUGCAGAGCUCCGAAAUAUGGUGAUGCAGCCUAUGAUUCUGCCUAUGGUCCUCACUAUAGCUGAGUCGCAGCAUGCAGAGCUUAUUAUCAACAAGGCUAGUCAAGAGCACCUUAUUUUGCAUGUACUACACAUGCUCAUUCGAGCUUAUGAUGAUACUGAUGCUCGUUUGCAAGAGGAAGCUCUCAGAAAAACUACACCGCUUGCGAAACAACUUGACGUCCAGCUAGUGAAGCAAACUAUUUUGCCUCGUGUUCAUGGCUUGGCACUUAAAACAACAGUUGCUGUGGUGAGAGUGAAUGCUCUCGUAUGUUUUGCUGACAUGGUUCGCAUAUUUGUAAUUACGCUGUGA
Molecule: messenger RNA, 1218 nt
Organism: Striga hermonthica
Lineage: Eukaryota; Viridiplantae; Streptophyta; Magnoliopsida; Lamiales; Orobanchaceae
Source: the annotation of a GenBank genome assembly